AUGGACGAGGACUUCUCCUCUCAGAUGAAGAAGAUGGCCUUGGCCAUGGGCACGUCCCUGUCAGACAAGGACAUAGAGUUGCUGCCCACGGACAUGAGGCAUCACGGCUCCUUCAACUACCUCAAGUUCUUGGAGUACAUGCAGAAGUUCCAGGCCUCGGGGCAGCUGGAGAGCGCCAUCCGCCAGGCCUUCCAGACUCUGGACAAGGACAAGAGUGGCUUCAUCGAGUGGAACGAGAUCAAGUACAUCCUGUCCAUCGCCCCCAGCAGCACACCCACCGCCCCGCUGACGGACGAGGAGGCAGAGGCCAUGAUCCAGGUGGCAGACACGGACGGGGACGGCAGGAUCGACUUCGAAGAAUUUUCUGACUUGAUCAAAAAGGAGAAAGUUCCAAAGAAGAAGUAAUACCACACCCAGCCCUGGGCCAGAGGAAGCUGCACCACAGGGCAUCGCGGGGUGUUUGUGUGCCCGAUCAAGGAGGCCGUGGGGGUGGACGCGGCAUGUGCCAGGGAAAUGGAAGAAAAAUGUCAUUAAAUGAACAAUGCAG
Molecule: messenger RNA, 547 nt
Organism: Felis catus (domestic cat)
Lineage: Eukaryota; Metazoa; Chordata; Mammalia; Carnivora; Felidae
Gene: PVALEF
Product: parvalbumin like EF-hand containing
Exons: 4
Coding region: 1-405 (134 amino acids)
Cellular component (GO): cytoplasm; nucleus
Molecular function (GO): calcium ion binding
Source: RefSeq, a predicted model, not a curated record